Molecule: messenger RNA, 4118 nt
Organism: Pseudoliparis swirei
Lineage: Eukaryota; Metazoa; Chordata; Actinopteri; Perciformes; Liparidae
Gene: loxl2b
Product: lysyl oxidase-like 2b
Exons: 14
Coding region: 105-2396 (763 amino acids)
Biological process (GO): peptidyl-lysine oxidation; sprouting angiogenesis
Cellular component (GO): membrane
Molecular function (GO): copper ion binding; protein-lysine 6-oxidase activity
Source: RefSeq, a predicted model, not a curated record
AGCUGUUGACUUUAAGGGUUUCUGCCGUGCAGCCUGCGGAACACAGCCCGAGGAGAGACACGGACAGUAAGUUCAACGAGACGUGCACACAUGUGAGAGAGAAAAUGGUGACCAUCCAGUUUCAGCCCGUCAUUCUGUUGGUGCUAUUGGAGCUGGCUUUCGCCCAGUACGAACACCUAGGCUACCCGCCGGGCUUUCCUGACCCCGAGCAGGAGCAUUACACCGCCCCUCAGCUGACGCCGGACACGCCCAGGAUACAGCUGCGAUUGGCAGGAGAUAAGAGGAGACACAACGAGGGUCGGGUGGAGGUUUUCUACAACGCCGAAUGGGGCACUGUCUGUGACGACGACUUCACAAUCCACGCCGCUCAGGUGGUGUGCAGGGAGCUGGGCUACCUAGAGGCCGUCUCAUGGUCCCCAUCCUCAAAAUAUGGGAAAGGACAAGGACCCAUCUGGUUCGACAAUCUCCACUGCAAGGGCAAAGAAAAGACUUUGGCGCUGUGUCUUUCUAAUGGAAUCGGCAUUUCGGACUGCAAACACAGUGAAGACGUGGGCGUGGUGUGCAGCGACAAGAGAAUCCCGGGGUUUAAAUUUGUCAACACCCUGCCCAACCAUGUGGAGAAUAUCGAUAUUCAAGUGGAGGACGUGCGCAUACGAGCCAUCCUGUCAUCCUACCGUAAGCGGAUCCCUGUGACUGAGGGCUACGUGGAGGUCAAGGAUGACGGUAAAUGGAAGCAGAUCUGUAACACAGAGUGGACGCAGCAUAACAGCAGAAUCAUCUGUGGCAUGUUUGGCUUCCCCGGGGAGAGGAAGUACAAUGCCAGAGUUUACAAGAUGUUUGCUCGCCGGAGAAAGCCCACAUACUGGGACUAUGCUGUGAACUGCACUGGCAAUGAAGCCCAUUUGUCCAGCUGUAAACUGGGCCAGGUUACAUCCAUGAAGUCCAAUGAGACCUGUCCUGGAGGGUUGCCUGUGGUGGUGAGCUGUGUGCCUGGCAAAGACUUCGCCCCGACACCCAUGACGGGAUUUAGAAAGGCUUUCAGACAAGAGCAACCGCUGGUUCGUCUUCGUGGGGGGGCCAUCGUAGGCGAGGGUCGAGUGGAGGUGUUGAAAAAUGGAGAGUGGGGCACCAUAUGUGAUGACAACUGGAGCUUGCUAUCUGCCACCGUGGUGUGUCGAGAGCUGGGCUUUGGUACGGCCAUAGAGGCCCUGUCCGGAGGUCGCUUGGGACAAGGAAUGGGCCCGGUCCAUAUGAACGAGGUGGAGUGCUCUGGAUUUGAGAAGUCCAUCACAGAGUGUUUCUUCAACAAGGAGACUCUUGGUUGCAGCCAUGAGGAGGAUGCAGCCGUCAGAUGUAACGUUCCUGCUAUGGGCUUCCAGGAGUCGCUGCGUCUGAAAGGAGGUCGUAACCCCUACGAGGGCCGUGUGGAGGUGCUGGUGGAGAGGAACGGUUCUCUGGUAUGGGGGACGGUGUGCAGUGACAGCUGGGGAACCAUGGAGGCUAUGGUGGUCUGCAGGCAGCUGGGACUGGGCUUCGCCAGCAAUGCUUUCCAGGAGACUUGGUACUGGCCAGGAGAGGUGAGCGCUGACUCUGUGGUAAUGAGCGGCGUUCGCUGCUCUGGUACCGAGAUGUCUCUGUCCCACUGCCUGCAUCACGGGGCUCACCUCAGCUGCGCCAAAGGAGGCGGACGCAACGCCGCCGGAGUCUCCUGCUCGGAGACGGCUCCUGACCUGGUGUUGAACCCUCAGGCGGUGGAGCAGACCACCUACAUGGAGGACAGACCCAUGUUCAUGCUGCAGUGUGCAUAUGAGGAGAACUGUCUCUCCUCCACCUCCAGCCAGGCGCCGGCCAACACCUACCGGCGCCUGCUUCGCUUCUCCUCCCAGAUCCACAACAACGGCCAGUCGGACUUCCGGCCCAAAGCGGGCAGACAUUCCUGGGUGUGGCACGAAUGUCACAGGCAUUAUCACAGCAUGGAGGUGUUUACGCUCUAUGACCUCUUCACCCUCAAUGGAACCAAAGUGGCAGAAGGGCACAAAGCAAGUUUCUGCCUGGAGGACUCAGAGUGUGAUGAAGGUAUUGAAAAGAGGUAUGAGUGUGCUAACUUUGGAGAGCAGGGUAUCACUGUGGGCUGCUGGGAUACCUACCGGCACGACAUUGACUGCCAGUGGAUCGACAUAACUGAAAUCAAACCUGGAGACUACAUUUUCCAGAUAGCAAUUAAUCCAAACUAUGAGGUAGCGGAGUCAGACUACACCAAUAACAUCAUGAAAUGCAGAUGUCGAUAUGAUGGCCAUCGUGUGUGGAUGUACAGCUGCCAUAAUGGUGGCUCAUUGAGCACUGAAACUGAAGAGACGUUCCCAGGCCUCCUCAACAACCAGGUGACCCACAGGUAAAGACAAAGCAGUGCAGACGGACCAUCUGCAGCCCACCGACCACUACACAUCUCCAUCCGUAGUGGAUUCUAACCAGCCAGCCCUGCCCUGGUCAAACUCUUAUUUCAUGCUCUCCAUCACCCAAUGAGGUCAGCUGCUUUCUUCAACUCUACACUCUCCUGUACCUCCCAUCCCAAAGAAUAUUUUACCCCCUGCCUCACACAGAGGCAGCUUACGGACACGUUCCAACUCCCGAGUUAAGAUCAAGAAAAUGUCAACGUCCUGUGAAUUUUAAACUUGCUUGGAAGUUGCAGGCAUUUUUUUAUCAAAGUGCAGCAUUGGCAAAUGUCAUCAAGAAUGUGUGGUAUUUACAGCGCAGCACUUACCCAGAACCCUGCCAGGCAAUUCAAAGGAAUCAUUGUGGUCUUUCUUUGGAAAUAAAUGCAGUAUUCCUCCACUUUCCAAGAGUUUCAUAAAGUGACUUUUACACAGUUGAGUUUUUGUUACACAGGCGGACUGAGCAUUUAUUCUGGAUAUGAGUUAUUAAAGCUGAAAUGUCACAUCUUCAUCAAGGAGUUGAUGCAAAUCAAGCUGUGGCAUUAUCAGGUGCUCAAAAAGCCAACAGCCCACUGUAUCACAACAUACAAGGGCUAAUUAACUUAUUCAGUUGUUAAAAUAGUCCUCUAAGGCUGAAAUAUUACAUACUGAAUAGCCCCAACACCCACUUUAAAUAACUGGAGCAUAUAUUCUCGGAAAUUGCUCCGAUAAUUACAUGGACAAUUCUGUAGUCUGAAUAAGUCAGUCAACCUUUUUUUUCAAAGCAAAAUUGCACUGUGAUCCUUUUUGGGCAUCAAUUUAUAUGAGGGAGAGAGAGACUUCAGGGGCCGUCAUUUGGCAUUGGUAAAGAGACGCCUGUAGAUCAGUAGAGGGAACUCCGCUUUCCAGUAUGAACACUUGAAUAGCCCUUAUUUAAAACAUUAGGUCCAAAAAGGUGUAAAAUGUACUUAUAGUGGUCUAUAGAAAUCAAAUCAAACUAUAAAUCAAAUUGCCACUGACGCACCGUGGGUUUUGGAGUUGACGCAGAAAAAAAGAAAGUUAUGUCCAUUUCGGUAUGUUGAUUCUGUAAGGGUCUGUUCUGUGUCUACUCUGUCUCCUCGGUGUCUAUUGUGUCUUCUCUGUUUCGUUGAUCGUUUCAUCCCCUUCAACUGCCCUCGGCCUCUCCUGUCUCCUUGAUCGUUUCAUUCCCUGCACCUGUCCUCAGCCACUCUCGUCUCGUUACCGUCUCAUGUCGUACACCUGUUUUCCCUCCUAUAUAUUGUGCCACUCUUUCGCUUGUCUGUUGCUGGAUUGUUGUCUUUUUUCCGUCGUCCUGUGUGUGUCGUGCGUUUACCUGAUCCUGCCUGUUUCGACCCUGCCUGCCUGCCCUGAACCCCGAUUCGGACUUUGUUGUUUUUUGUGUGGAUACAUUUGCCCCAUUAAAGAGCGCCUUUUUGUUUAUCUACACAGACUCCUCGAUUCCUCUGCACAUGAGUUCCUGCACCUCGCUAUCUGUCACGCCGACGUCACAGGUAGCGAGGUGCAGGAGCUCAUGUGCAGAGGAAUCGAGGAGUCAUUGUAGAUAAACAAAAAGGCGCUCUUUAAUGAGGCAAACGUUUCCACACAAAAAACAACAAAGUCCAAAAAGGGGCAGGCAGAGAAUCGGGGUUCAGGGCAGGCAGGAUCAGGUAAACGCACGACACACAC